Olea europaea var. sylvestris is the source of this 1173-nucleotide messenger RNA. Its product is annotated as receptor-like protein 12. NCBI's taxonomy places the organism in Eukaryota, Viridiplantae, Streptophyta, Magnoliopsida, Lamiales, Oleaceae. The coding region runs from base 1 to 1173 and encodes 390 amino acids. The transcript is spliced from 4 exons. The record is from RefSeq and is a predicted model, not a curated record. Gene Ontology annotation, molecular function: protein binding.
AUGGAGAGUCAAUAUGAGACAGUGAAGGACUUGUAUGCAAGUGAUUUGAACGAAAGAAUUUUAGAGGUCAAAGCAGUAUAUGCUAAUGAAGUUAGGUGCAUAGACAGGGAAAGACAAGCUCUUCUCAAGUUUAAGCAUGGCCUUGUUGACGACCAUGGAAUUCUCUCAUCCUGGGGAAGUGAAGAAGUUAAAAAGGAAUGUUGCAAAUGGAAGGGCAUCUCAUGUAGCAACAGAACUGGUCACGUAGUUUCACUCGAUAUGCAUGUACCUCCGUCGGAUGGUUAUGUUUAUCUGGAGGCUGCUAAGCUUAUCCCCGCACUGCUUGAGUUGCAGAAUUUGAAUUAUUUGGACUUGAGUUUUGUUGAUUUUGGAAGUGAAAUACCAAAAUUCAUUGGUUCCUUUAAGAAAUUAAGGCACUUGAAUCUUUCAGGAACAUUCUUCAUUGGUGAAGUUCCUUGUGAACUUGGGAACCUUACAAACCCGCAUACUCUUGACCUUCGUUAUAACGAUUUGAGAAUCAAGAACCUUGAGUGGCUUUCUCAUCUUUCUUUGAUGUCAUUUCUUGACUUGAGUCAUAAUGAUUUUGGAAGAAGUGAAAUACCAAGAUUCUUUGGUUACUUCAAAAAAUUAAGGCGCUUGAAACUUUCAGUCUCAAACUUCACUGGUGAAGUUCCUUGUGAACUUGGGAACCUUACAAACCUACAUACUCUGAACCUUCAUGAGAACAAUUUCCGAAUCAAGAACCUUGAGUGGCUUUCUCAUCUUUCUUUGCUGUCAUAUCUUGACUUGAGUGGUGUGAACCUUAUGAAUCAAACGAGCUGGUUGCACCACAUGACAAGGUUCCCUUUCCUUGAGGAACUGUUCUUGUCAUACUGUCGACUUCCCAACAUAAUGCCUUCCUUCAAUAUCCUUACUAAUUCUUCUUUACCCUAUCUGUCUAUCCUCGAUUUAUCCUCCAAUGAUCUCACUUCCUCUUUUGCAUUCCACUGGUUGUUUAACUUUAGUGCAAAUGUUACCAAAUUUUCAUCCUUAAGAUUUUUGAUCCUUAACAACAAUAAGCUGAAUGGGUUUCACCCACAAAGCCUUGGGCUACCUUCAAGUCUUGAAAGUUUAGAGUUAUUUGACAACCAAUUUAGAAGGCUACCUGAAGAUGCAUUUCCUAAUUGGUUGUAG